ACUCAUCGCUAAGCCUAAACAUUUCGAGAGCUCGAAAAAAAAAACAGUAAUGAAACUUCAAACAUUAAUUCUUCUAAUUGUUUUUCUAAUAGCCUCCGCGGCUGCAAGGAAGCAACAUGCGGCAGGUGGAUAUAACACCAUCACAAACAUUAACGAUCCUCAUGUCAUUGAAAUCGCUAAUUUCGCUGUAACUCAGUACAACAAGCAAAGUGGUGCGAAGCUGAAGUUGAAGAAGGUAAUCAAAGGUGAAUAUCAGGUUGUUGCAGGGAUUAACUACCGCCUCACACUCUCUGCCGGUGAAGGAUCGGUUUCAGAGAUCUAUGAAGCUGUUGUGUGGGAGAAGUCAUGGCUUCACUUCCGAAACCUCACUUCUUUUAAACCACUAGAUGCUUAAAUUAGAGCCAGAGGUUGCGCUUAUCUUAUUGCAUCGUUCUUCUGUAAUGAACUGUGUUAUAUUAUCAUGGUUAUUUGUAUCAAUAAAAGUUAUGCCUAGUAAAUAACAUUAGUAAUUUUCAUGAAAGGAUGACAAACAGAAAUUAACUCAUUA
Vicia villosa (hairy vetch) is the source of this 547-nucleotide messenger RNA. RefSeq names its product cysteine proteinase inhibitor 5-like. Lineage: Eukaryota; Viridiplantae; Streptophyta; Magnoliopsida; Fabales; Fabaceae. Bases 50 to 394 code for a protein of 114 amino acids. The transcript has a single exon. Gene Ontology annotation, molecular function: cysteine-type endopeptidase inhibitor activity. The record is from RefSeq and is a predicted model, not a curated record.